Hyla sarda is the source of this 889-nucleotide messenger RNA. RefSeq names its product circumsporozoite protein-like. The transcript is spliced from 2 exons. The record is from RefSeq and is a predicted model, not a curated record. NCBI's taxonomy places the organism in Eukaryota, Metazoa, Chordata, Amphibia, Anura, Hylidae. The coding region runs from base 1 to 738 and encodes 245 amino acids.
AUGCUCUAUGAUUGGCUGAAGAGGAACUUUCGCAGGGAUCAGCUGAAGAGGAACCUGCACAGGGAUCGGCUGAUGAGAAACCUACGCAGGGAUCGGCUGAAGAGGAACCUUCGCCGGGAUCGGCUAAAGAGGAACCUGCGCCGGGAUUGGCUGAUGAGGAACCUGCACAGGGCUUGGCUGAUGAGGAACCUGCACAGGGCUCGGCUGAUGAGGAACCUGCACAGGGCUCGGCUGAUGAGGAACCUCCACUGGGAACCUGCGCAGGGAUCGGCUGAUGAGAAACCUGUUCCGGGUUCGGCUGAUGAGGAACCUGUGCAGGGAUCAUCUGAAGAGGAACCUGCUCCAGGAUUGGCUGAAGAGGAACCUGCCCCGAGAUCAUCUGAAGAGGAACCUGCCCCGGGAUUGGCUGAAGAGGAACCUGCUCUAGGAUCAGCUGAAGAGGAACCUGUGCAGGGAUUGGCUGAAGAGGAACCUGCUCUAGGUUCGGCUGAAGAGGAACCUGCUCUAGGUUCGGCUGAAGAGGAACCUGCUCUAGGUUCGGCUGAAGAGGAACCUGCGCAGGGAUCGGCUAAAGAGGAACCUGCUCUAGAAUCGGCUGAAGAGGAACCUGCGCAGGGAUCGGCUGAUGAGGAACCUGCGCAGGGAUCGGCUGAUGAGGAACCUGCGCAGGGAUCGGCUGAUGAGGAACCUGCCCUGGGAUCGGCUGAUGAGGAACCUGCCCUGGGAUCGGCUGAGUAGGAACCUGCGCAGGGAUCGGCUGAUGAGAAACCUGUUCCGGGUUCGGCUGAUGAGGAACCUGUGCAGGGAUCAUCUGAAGAGGAACCUGCUCCAGGAUCGGCUGAAGAGGAACCUGCCCCGAGAUCAUCUGAAGAGGAACCUGCCCCGGGAU